AUCAAUGCCCCAAGUCAUCCGCAGUUUCUAUUUUCUAAAUGCCUUUCUUUCUGGUUUUGGAACAUGAUUAUCUGAAAAGCUGCCUGAUUAUUUACAUUUGAAUUGUAUCUGGAUGUUUUUUCCUCUUGCCGAUCCUAGUAGAGACCCGAGAAAUCUGGAAUUGAGAGUCCUUUCAGAGCUAGAAAAAUCUAUAUUUACAGUGUCCCAAACUUUCAAAUAUGAGCCCAUAUUUGACAGGGACAGGCGACAUUUCCAAAUCAGAGGACUUGGUUUAAGGUUUCACAAUGUGGCUAGUCGUCAAGAAUGAUCCUUUAUUUCUUCUAAAGCAUGUAUAAUUACAAGUCAAUAAGUCCAGUGAGUUGAAUCGUCAUCAAUCAUUCAGGGCAUUGAAAUAGGCUCAAACAUGUUAGUCAUUAAGCAUUUUUGUAGAAAGAGCUCCAAGCUAGACAUCGAUGGAUGUUCUCUCACUAACAUUUUUUAGGACUAGUUUCCUAAUUUUUCUCUUCAAAUGCCGCAUAGCACUUGACACCAUUUCUCUCUCUCAGUCUCUCAGAGAUGGCAACACCUUGGUUUCAGGAGAUGGAAGCUUCGAACUGGGUUUCUUCAGUCCUGGUGAUUCCAAGAACCGUUACGUGGGAAUUUGGUACAAGAAAAUUCGAGUUCGAACUGUUGUUUGGGUGGCAAAUAGGCAAAAUCCAAUCACUGACACUUCUGGCUUGCUGAUGAUAAACAGCAUCGGCAAUCUUGUACUUCUCAGUCAAAACCAGAGUGCUGUUUGGUCGUCAAACUCUACCAAAGAAGCUCAAAGUCCAAUUGUACAGCUCUUAGAUUCUGGAAAUCUUGUCUUAAGAGAUGAGAAGGAUGGUGAUUCACAGUCAUAUUUGUGGCAAAGCUUUGACUAUCCAACAGAUACAUUGCUUCCGGGCAUGCAGCUAGGAUGGGACUUGAAAACCGGUUUUGACCGGCAUCUCUCAGCAUGGAAGAACUCAGAUGACCCGUCCCCUGGUGACUUUUCUUGGGGGAUAGAAUUACAAGAUAAUCCUGAGGCAGUCAUCUGGAGAGGCUCAAAGAAGUACUACAGAAGUGGUCCAUGGAAUGGACUCAGCUUCAGUGGAUCACCUGAACUAAGGUCCAAUCCUCUCUUUCAAUUUAGCUUUGUCUCUAACGAGGAGGAGGUGUAUUAUGUAUAUUACCUCAAGGAUAAAUCACUCAUCUCAAGGGUUGUUCUGAACCAAACCAUUUAUCUGCGACAGCGCUUUGUAUGGAGUGAAGAGAGUCAAACUUGGAAGGUAUAUGCAUCUGUGCCACGAGACUACUGUGACAGUUAUGGCCUUUGUGGUGCUUAUGGGAAUUGUAUUAUUAGCCAGUCACCAGUCUGCCAGUGUCUAGAGGGAUUUAAGCCUAAAAUACCAGACAAAUGGAAUUCAAUGGACUGGUCUGGAGGAUGUACGCGCAACAAGCCCUUGAACUGCACAAAAGAAGAUGGAUUUCUAAAAUUUGAAGGGCUAAAACUGCCAGAUGCUAGACAUUCCUGGGUUUACCAAAGCAUGAAUCUCAGGGAAUGCAGGGCAAAAUGUUUAGAGAAUUGUUCUUGCAUGGCCUAUGCAAACUCAGACAUAAGAGGAGGAGGUAGCGGCUGUGCCAUGUGGUUUGAUAAUUUAAUUGAUAUCAGACAGAUAGAUUCUGGUGGAGAGGAACUUUAUAUUCGAAUUUCUGCUUCAGAAUUAAAAGCUAGAGGUGAGCCUAAGAAGAGGAUUGCAGUUAUCAUAGGCAUCACUGCCCUGGCCAUAGUUGCUGGGAUGCUUAUGGUACUUGGCUUUUGCCGAAUCAGGAAAAACUUACAAGAGAAGAAAGAAGACAUUGGAGAAGCAGAGCAGAACAUUGAACAAAGUAAGGAAGACAUGGAGCUUCCAUUGUUUGACCUUGCCACAAUAGCUAAGGCCACCAAUAACUUUUCGUUCAACAAGAAGCUAGGGGAAGGAGGAUUUGGACCUGUAUACAAGGGUUUAUUAGCAGAUGGACAAGAAAUUGCAGUGAAGAGGCUUUCAACGAAAUCUGGACAAGGAUUGAAUGAGUUCAAGAAUGAAGUGAAGUUGAUUGCAAAACUUCAGCAUCGUAAUCUUGUAAAACUUCUUGGUUGUUGCAUUGAAGGAGAUGAGAAAAUGCUAAUUUAUGAAUUUAUGCCCAACAAAAGCCUGGAUUUCUUCAUAUUUGAUGAAAUCACAAGCAAGCUAUUAGAUUGGCCCAAGCGAUUCAACAUAAUCUCUGGGAUUGCUAGGGGGCUUCUGUAUCUUCAUCAGGAUUCCAGACUGAGGAUCAUACACAGAGAUCUCAAAGCAAGUAAUGUUUUACUCGACCAUGAAAUGAACCCAAAAAUUUCUGACUUUGGCAUGGCUCGAACUUUUGGUGGAGACCAGAGUGAAGGAAACACAAACAGAGUGGUUGGAACUUAUGGUUACAUGGCACCAGAAUAUGCAAUUGAUGGGCAGUUCUCAGUGAAAUCUGAUGUCUUUAGCUUUGGUAUAUUAAUGCUGGAGAUAAUAAGUGGAAAGAAGAAUAGAGGGUUUUAUCAUCAAGACAAAAGUGUUAGCCUUAUAGGACAUGCAUGGAAAUUGUGGAAGGAAGGAAGACCGUUAGAACUAGCAGAUGAUGCAUUCUUAGGGGAGUCCUGCGCUCUAUCAGAAGUGGUAAGGUGCCUCCACAUUAGUAUAUUGUGCGUGCAGCACCAUCCUGAGGACAGGCCAAGCAUGCCAUCUGUAGUUCUGAUGUUAGGCGGCCAGAGUGCAUUGCCUCAACCAAACCAACCUGGUUUUCUAUCAAACAAGGACAAUUCUAAAGAAGUUCCACGGGGCAACCCUGAAUCAUCUUCAACCAAUGAAAUAACUGUCACAAUUUUGGAGCCUCGAUAGAGAUGUUCUUAUCCUUAUGUCACACGCAUUAUGAUCUUUACUAAAUGAUUUUCAUUAACAUUGUUGUUGUACCUUAUAUUUCUACAUAGUUGUUAAUCAAUCUUAGUAGAACCUUAGGCCUUGAAUUCCA
Theobroma cacao (cacao) is the source of this 3039-nucleotide messenger RNA. Its product is annotated as G-type lectin S-receptor-like serine/threonine-protein kinase At4g27290. Gene Ontology annotation, biological process: protein phosphorylation; recognition of pollen. Gene Ontology annotation, molecular function: protein serine/threonine kinase activity; ATP binding. The record is from RefSeq and is a predicted model, not a curated record. NCBI's taxonomy places the organism in Eukaryota, Viridiplantae, Streptophyta, Magnoliopsida, Malvales, Malvaceae.